Hylaeus anthracinus is the source of this 1633-nucleotide messenger RNA. RefSeq names its product chloride intracellular channel exc-4 (gene Clic). The record is from RefSeq and is a predicted model, not a curated record. The transcript has 4 exons. Lineage: Eukaryota; Metazoa; Arthropoda; Insecta; Hymenoptera; Colletidae. Bases 124 to 906 code for a protein of 260 amino acids. Gene Ontology annotation, cellular component: apical plasma membrane; cytoplasm. Gene Ontology annotation, molecular function: chloride channel activity. Gene Ontology annotation, biological process: chloride transport.
CAUCGUGUUCUGUUGGAGUUUAUCGUUGAGGAAGGAAAACCGCGUUCCGUUCGUUCGUGAAACUACGGUGUAGGAUAAAAAGAGUGGCUUUCCCCCGAUAGCUACGGAAGAACGUAUUCGAGGAUGGCGGACGACAGUCACGAGAACGGCACCAGCAACGGCGACGUGCCCGAGAUCGAGCUGAUCAUCAAGGCAUCCACCAUCGAUGGCCGACGAAAAGGCGCCUGCCUCUUCUGCCAAGAGUACUUUAUGGAUCUCUACCUUCUCGCCGAGCUAAAAACUAUCUCACUCAAGGUGACCACGGUCGACAUGCAGAAACCACCGCCAGACUUCCGCACCAACUUCCAAGCGACUCCGCCGCCGAUUUUAAUCGACAACGGUGACGCGAUAUUGGAGAACGAGAAAAUCGAACGGCACAUCAUGAAGAACAUUCCCGGUGGACACAAUCUCUUCGUGCAGGACAAAGAAGUGGCUACCCUCGUCGAAAACUUGUUCAGCAAACUAAAACUAUUAUUACUGAACGCGAAGGACAAGGAUAAAGAUCCGAAAUCCUCGUCGCUAAUGGCACAUUUGCGCAAAAUCGACGAGCAUCUGGGCCGCAAAGGCACGCGGUUCCUCACAGGCGACACAAUGUGUUGCUUCGACUGCGAGUUGAUGCCGCGGCUCCAACACAUUAGGGUUGCCGGCAAGUACUUCGCAGACUUUGAGAUCCCAGAAACUUUGGUGCAUCUGUGGCGGUAUAUGCAUCACAUGUACAGGCUGGAUGCCUUUUUGCAAAGUUGCCCGGCCGACCAGGAUAUUAUUAAUCAUUAUAAGCUGCAACAGAGCAUGAAAAUGAAGAAACACGAAGAACUGGAAACUCCAACAUUCACAACCAGUAUCCCCAUCGAGGUCAACGACGACUAGGCUGGACCUCUGCCGUCGGGUCUACGAUCUCGUUACUUUGAUUCAGAAAGAUUAUCGUCGGUAUUCGGUGUGGACACGUACACGAACGCGAACACGAACGGUGUAAACACGACGGCGCAGUAAACGUUUUUACUAUUAGUUCCAACGGACGUCUCCGUCUAGGAAGAAUUCAUUAUUUAUAAGAAGUACUCGGAAUCACACGAGCAUUCUAUUAAAAAUAUUCCAUCAUUUCGAUUCCGAUUACGUCGACGCCGUUAUACCGAUUUAUAUAACACUUUUUGCUACGUAUAUUUGAUAAACUAUCGACUAUUAAGGCUUUCAAAAAUGACCUGUAUAUGCGUGUCCAGAGAACUAUAUGAUUUCUUCCCAUCAAAUCCUUAUCGUUCUACGUUGUUUUUCUUUCUUUACGCUACGUAUCAAUUUCGUUACGUAGUCUUUUGACUUGAGUAGCAUUAUUAUUAGAAAAGGCAUUUUAAUCUUUUACAUGUACUUUAGAUCAAAACCUCGUAUUUUUGUAAGAGGAAGUUUAGGUGUUUUUUUUCAUCCAUCUUCUUAUGACGAGCAAAAGGGACGUAUGCAUUCGAAUUAAAAUUAUCUACCGAAUACGUUGAUAUAUUAUUUGUUAUUUUUUUCUCUUUUUUUCUUAAAAACUGCAAUUGUAUUUAGCGUGCAUUUCUAUAUUAUAAUCAAUAAAACGACGCAAUGCUUAUUCUUUAAAGGCCCUGUA